CGCCUGCUCGUUCUCUCGCUUUCCCCGCCCCCGUCAGGUUUGCCGUGGCUGAAAGGAGCCGGGCGCGCGCUGUCGCAACCUGUCCUCCUCCCAGGCGGCGACGGAAAGACCGGCCCGGCAUCGAGACCAGCCUCCCCGUCCCGGCAGCUGCGGCGAGGGCUCCGCGGGGCGCAGGCGGGCUCAGGGCGGCUGAAGGUUACCGAGUGCAUGAGCACCUAGUCUCCCGCGCUGCCCCGCCUGCCGGCCCGCCGGCCCUCCCGCCGGCUCGCCCGCCAGCCCCUCGCCACCCGGCGGCGGCCGCAGCUUCGGCCGCAGGAGGCGCCGUCUCGCUCCCAGGUGCGCGCUUCGUUCCCGGAGCCGCGGAGCUCGGCGGCCGCCAUGGCGUCCAACAUGGACCGGGAGAUGAUCCUUGCGGAUUUUCAGGCAUGUACUGGUAUUGAAAACAUCGAUGAAGCUAUUACACUGCUUGAGCAGAAUAACUGGGACUUGGUGGCAGCUAUCAAUGGUGUAAUACCCCAGGAAAAUGGCAUUCUACAAAGUGACUUUGGAGGUGAGACCAUGCCAGGACCCACGUUUGAUCCAGCAAGUCACCCUGCUCCAGCUCCAACUCCCUCUUCUUCAGCGUUUCGACCUGUCAUGCCAUCCAGGCAGAUUGUAGAAAGGCAGCCUCGAAUGCUAGACUUCAGAGUUGAAUACAGAGACAGAAAUGUUGAUGUGGUACUUGAAGACAGCUGUACUGUUGGAGAGAUUAAACAGAUUCUAGAAAAUGAACUUCAGAUACCUGUGCCUAAAAUGCUGUUAAAAGGCUGGAAGACUGGAGACGUGGAAGACAGUACGGUCUUAAAAUCACUACACUUGCCAAAAAACAACAGUCUUUAUGUCCUCACACCAGACUUACCACCACCUUCAUCAUCCAGUCAUGCUGGGUCUAUAGUGGAUUUGCUUGUACCUAAAUUAUUUGGUAGCGUAAAGAGAAAUGUGUAUGAUCUUACAAGCAUACCUGUUCGACAUCAGUUAUGGGAGGGCUGGCCACCUUCUGCCACCGAUGAUUCAAUGUGUCUUGCUGAAUCAGGACUCUCUUAUCCCUGUCAUCGACUAACUGUGGGAAGAAGAACUUCACCUGUACAGACCCGUGAGCAAUCAGAAGAGCAAAGCACGGAUGUUCAUAUGGUUAGUGAUAGUGAUGGAGAUGACUUUGAAGACGCUUCAGAAUUUGGAGUAGAUGACGGAGAAGUAUUUGGCAUGGCAUCAUCUACCCUGAGAAAAUCUCCAAUGAUGCCAGAAAACGCAGAAAAUGAAGGAGAUGCCUUAUUACAAUUUACAGCAGAGUUUUCUUCAAGAUAUGGUGACUGCCAUCCUGUAUUUUUUAUUGGCUCAUUAGAAGCUGCUUUCCAAGAGGCCUUCUAUGUGAAAGCUCGAGACAGAAAGCUUCUUGCUAUCUACCUCCACCAUGAUGAAAGUGUACUAACCAACGUGUUCUGCUCACAAAUGCUUUGUGCUGAAUCCAUUGUUUCUUAUCUGAGUCAAAAUUUUAUAACCUGGGCUUGGGAUCUGACAAAGGAUGCCAACAGAGCAAGAUUUCUGACAAUGUGCAAUAGACACUUUGGCAGCGUGAUUGCACAAACCAUUCGGACUCAAAAGACAGAUCAAUUUCCACUUUUCCUGAUUAUCAUGGGAAAGCGAUCAUCUAAUGAAGUGUUAAAUGUGAUACAAGGUAAUACAACAGUGGAUGAGUUAAUGAUGCGACUCAUGGCUGCGAUGGAGAUUUUCUCAGCUCAACAACAGGAAGACAUAAAGGAUGAGGAUGAACGUGAAGCCAGAGAAAAUGUGAAGAGAGAGCAAGAUGAGGCCUAUCGCCUUUCCCUUGAAGCUGACAGAGCAAAGAGAGAAGCUCAUGAGAGAGAGAUGGCAGAACAGUUUCGUUUGGAGCAGAUUCGCAAAGAGCAAGAAGAGGAACGCGAGGCCAUCAGACUCUCCUUAGAACAAGCCCUGCCUCCAGAGCCAAAGGAGGAAAAUGCUGAGCCUGUUAGCAAGCUUCGGAUUCGAACCCCCAGUGGAGAGUUCCUGGAACGGCGUUUCCUGGCCAGCAAUAAGCUCCAGAUUGUCUUUGAUUUCGUGGCUUCCAAGGGGUUUCCAUGGGAUGAGUUCAAGUUACUGAGCACCUUUCCUAGGAGAGACGUAACUCAGCUAGACCCCAAUAAGUCAUUAUUGGAGGUAAACUUGUUCCCUCAAGAAACCCUUUUCCUUCAAGCAAAAGAGUAAAACAUGACUGAGUGGUGGAAGCAGCCACUCCUGACAAGCCAGCGGCACGUGUCAAGAGAUGGGCUCCUCACCAACCCACCUACAUGCUCAUGUCACUCAGUUCAAUGUCACACUUCUGCCUCUUGCAAGAUUGCUGGAAAAAAGUAAUAAACAUAGCUACUUAAAAUUUCCCAUCCAUGAGUAUAUAUUCCCCAUUCCUCAUGAUGGAGCACCACAACUCCAUUGCCCUCUCCUCAUACCUGCCUUUCUCCCUUGUUUAAUGACUAAUGUUCUGUUGUGUGUGAGUGGCCCUGGGGGGAACUUAACCCAUCUUUCCCUCAUUGUCCAGGACAGUUCUUUCUGUCCUUGACAUCAGGAUGCUGUCUGUAUAUUUGAUAUGUCUCAUUGAGCCAGGGCCCAUACCCUCUGGCUUUUCGUGUCUAUAACUGCAUUUUAAGUUUAUCACCUAAUUUUAAAAGGCAAAGUU
Molecule: messenger RNA, 2728 nt
Organism: Arvicanthis niloticus (Nile rat)
Lineage: Eukaryota; Metazoa; Chordata; Mammalia; Rodentia; Muridae
Source: RefSeq, a predicted model, not a curated record